Molecule: messenger RNA, 2375 nt
Organism: Myripristis murdjan (pinecone soldierfish)
Lineage: Eukaryota; Metazoa; Chordata; Actinopteri; Holocentriformes; Holocentridae
Product: cytosolic phospholipase A2 gamma-like
Exons: 12
Coding region: 1-1440 (479 amino acids)
Biological process (GO): glycerophospholipid catabolic process
Cellular component (GO): nucleoplasm; cytosol; nuclear envelope
Molecular function (GO): calcium ion binding; calcium-dependent phospholipid binding
Source: RefSeq, a predicted model, not a curated record
AUGUUAAUCCCCAUCCAGGACUCGGUUCCCCAUGUUGCCCUGCUGGGGUCAGGAGGGGGGGAGAGAGCAGCGGUGGCUCUGCUGGGUUCCCUGCACCAGAUGCAGGAGGAAGGUCUGCUGGACACUGUGCUGUACCUGGGGGGAGUUUCUGGCUCCACAUGGGCCAUGUCGUCUCUGUACAGCGACCCAAUGUGGAGGGAUAACAUCAGCAGGGUGAUUUCCACAAUGUCUGGUCCCGCUGUGGGGUGGGAUGAAACUCUUGCCUGGCUGAAAGAUAUGAAAAAGAACGACCAAGACUUCUCACUCACUGACGUCUGGGCUGCCAUGAUCGCUUCUACCAUCAUUAAGGAGUUUGACACACGUCGGCUCUCUGAAGACAGCCUCAACACCACUAACCCUUAUCCCGUCUACAACGCCAUUGAGAAAACUUGCAACACGGAGAACGUUACUGAAGGUAAAUGGUUUGAGGUGACUCCUCAUGAGGCUGGCUUCACAGAGUUGGGUCUCUUCAUUGAAACUUCUCAUCUGGGCAGCAAAUUCCACGCAGGACAGCUGCUGGAGGAGAGGCCAGAGAUGGACAUGGUCAAACUACAGGGUGUGCUGAGCAGUGCUCUUGCUAAUGAAGAGGACAUACUAGAGGCAAUGCCUCCGGUAAUUCAAGAUCUAUACAAACUGUACAAAGCCUUAACGCAUGUGCUAACAACAGGAGUGGAAGAUAACACUACUUCAUCUAGCGUCAGUGAAACAGAACAACAACCACAAGAGGAGACAAGCAGUAACCAGACCUUGAAACUGGACAAGAGUCAGGCCCCGGAGGAGGAGGAGAAGGAGGAGGAAGAGGAGGAAAAAUUGGAUUUCCAGUGGAUACGCGAAAAUAUUUUCCCUCUGAUCAAACAGUGGGAAUGGGGCACAACCAAGAACUUCCUCUAUGGAUUCCCAGAAGAUUCUGGCCUCCACUCCUGCCUGCAGACUGAAGAUAUCCAUCUGAUAGAUGCUGGUUUGUCCAUCAAUAUACCAUACCCUCCUUUCCUGGGGGACAGGAGGGACAUUGACCUCAUCAUAGCACUGGAAUACAGUGCUGGAGACAUGUUUGAGACUGUGACUCUGGCCAGAGACUAUGCAGCCAAGGUGAACAAGCCUUUCCCAGAGAUAGAUGACAAAGUCCUGGAGGACAAAGACUGGCCCAAAGACUGCUACGUGUUCCAGGGAGAGGGGAAGCAGCCCACCAUCGUUUACAUGCCACUCUUCAACAGAAACAACUGCAAAGAUCCUGAAGAAGUCCAGGAAAAGAUGAACGAGUUCUCCACCUUCCAACGUGCAUACAGCCAGGAGAUGAUCAGCUCCCUGUUGGAGAUCGCUGUAGACAACAUGAAGAACAACAAGGACAUCAUCCUGAAGGAGAUCAGCAAGGCUGUUGAACGCAGACAGAACAAAAGCUAGGCCUGAAGGCGGCGGUGUCUGAUAUCUAAUCCCCAUCUUAGCAGAACUUCAGUCUGCAGUCCCACGAUGUCGAGAAAUAUGAAACUGACAUCAGUUCAGAGCGAGCCCAUGUAACCUCGUGAAAGAGGCCAGUGAUGCUGAAAGGAUGCAAGAAAAUAAAGAAUACAUGUACAGCUACCAGUAACAGCCAUAAUGCUUGAUAAAGCAACCUUUCUUUCAAAGCCGUCCAUAUGGAAAUGCAAUUUAUUUGACUAAAAGUAAAAUCUGCUUCCAAGGUCUUCUUUAGUGUAUUUGUUUUGUACAAAGGACCCAAAUUAUGUCAGUGACAGAAGCUGUUUCACAUGCAGACAUAUUCAUUUGUUCAAAAUUGAUUUAUUACAUCGCUGUUUUGAAAUCCAGCAUUUAUUUCCCCAUCUGAGCAACAUUCACUUUUUGUCUUUUUUUUGUCUUUUUUUUUUUUUUAAAUCUUGGUGGGGGGAUUUUAUUGUAGUUUUGUGUGAAUUUUAUAGUAAUGGUUUUAUGGUAAUGGUAGUUUUUCUUGCUCAUUUUCUGGUAAUUUUCUGGUUGUUGUUUUUUUUUUUUUUUUAAUUUUUUUCAGUUUUGAUAAAUUUCUUGUAAGUUUUUUGUUCGUUUGUUUUUAAUUCUGAGGCGACUUCAUGGUAAAUCUCUUGCAGUUUAUUAAGGGACAAUUUUGUGGUGAUUUUCUUGUAAUUAAAUUUUAUAUGUAUGGUAUUUGUCUUUUAAGUAGGUCAGUCCAGCCAAUAGGUGUAUUUAUCAAGGCCAUCUUCAGAGAACACUCUCCUGCAAUGAGGCUGAUGUGCUUCCAGUUUAUGUCUCGUUUCCUUAAAGCUUCACAGGCUGGUUCUUCUGUUUGUCAAGCUAAGAGCUUUGCUGAAUUUGGACUUUCCUUGUGAUUUUAAGACAAAUAAAAUAAU